AUGACUCGUCGCUGUCCAUGGAAGAAGGGACGGCCGGCCGCCACGCCGCCUCCGCCGUCGUCGUUCGUCCGAGCCGAGCACGAGUUCCGCAUCGUGGGUUACAGCACGGCCAGCGAGAAUCACUACUCCAUCCUCUCCGGCGCCUUCCAGAUCGGCGGCCACACCUGGGCCCUCGACUGCGGCUUCAACAUGGGAGAGCACCUCGUCAUCGUCUUCCUCGAACUGCUCACGCCCUACAUCGCCGAGGAUCUCGUCGUCGCAAAGGCCGGCCUCAGGAUCGAGGACCCCCUCGGCCGGUUCCCGGCCAUCGAGUGGCGCAGCGAGGAACCGCACACGUUCACGACCGGCAGCAGGAGCUGGAAGUUGUCAGUGCCGGACGAGUUCCAUGGCAAUGAGAGCCGCUACGUGCAGCACGACCGGCUCACCAUCCUCUGCACCGUGGAGGUCCUCCAGGAGGAGCACGACUCUACCAUUGCUGACGAUAUCCGUAAGCUUCUUUUACUUCCGUCGGAGCCGGAGCCAAAGUCAGAGUCCGAGAGGAGGAGGCACGCAUGCAUGUUGCCCGACGUGACCUUCAUCGUGGAGCAGACCGAGAUCCCGGCGCACAGGCUCGUGCUGGCCCUGCGGUCGCCGGUGUUCGCCGCCGAGCUCCUCGGCGAAAUGAGAGAGAGCACCGCGCGCCGUGUCAGGGUCGACGACAUGCGCGCGUCCACCUUCAGGGCCAUGAUCCGCUUCAUCUACACCGACGAGCUGCCCAUCAAAGCAAUCACAUACGAUGCAAGCCAGCGUGCUUGCAAAGACAAGUGUGCAGCGAAGCGCCACGUGGCCAUGGCGUGCGACCUGCUCGUGGCCGCGGAUCGCUACGACCUCGAGAAGCUCCGGCUCAUGUGCGAAGAGGUACUGUAUGAAAGCAUGGAUGCCGCUUCUGUCCUGCCGACUCUGUUGGUGGCGCAUGGCCGGUACAACUGUCGACAACUCGAGGCCUCUUGCAUCGAUUACCUCGCGUCCGAUGCGGACGUGUACGCCUUCGUCAUAGCAACAGAUGAGUACAUGAAGCUAGAAGAGAGCUGCAACUCCUUGGUAGUAGAGGUCAUGAACAAAGUCGCCACACAAAAAUUAGCCGACAGCUCCUCCUCCUUCGACACCGCUAGAAACCCCAGACGGACAAAGAAGAUGAGUGUUUCGACGUAUGAUGCGUCCAAGGUGGUCAGCGGCACACACGAGAUGAGGAUUCCCAGCUUUGUUGCUCUUUAUCGGAAAAAAAGAAGGACCUAUGGUGUUGGUAGAGAAAUACAGUCCAACACUUUCGAGAUCGAUGGUUAUGACUGGAAGCUGGUGGUAGACCCAGCCGGGAAGAAUCCGGAAAAUGAAGAGUGUGUCUAUGUGGCCGCUGAGUUGUUAACUGAUCCAGGAACUGCUGGUGUUAGGGCGUCGGUAUGUUUCUGGAUGGAUGACCCUAAUGGGCAAGACGAGCCAACAGAAAAAGACUAUGAGCAACACAUAUUUACAAGGUACGCACAGUCAUAUGGGAAUGAUGUCAUCGCCACCAAGGACGCAGAGCAGCGUUUCCUAGCGCAUGAUGGCUCUCUAACCAUACGAUGCAGCAUCAUAGUCACCAACAACUCCUGCAUUGCUACUGGCACCCCCACAGCUUGUGGUGCCGGAGCAACGCCGCCCAGCAUUGAUUGGCACCUCAAGGAGCUACUAGCGAGCGAGAAGGGGUCGGAUGUGACAUUCCUUGUCGAAAACAGAGAGAUUCGAGCGCACAAGCUCCUCAUUGCUGUGAGGUCUCCCAUCCUAUACGAGAUGGUUGUGGGGGUGGCCAACAAGGCAGACCACUUUGUACCGGUCGACGAUAUGAAGGUUGCGGUCUUUGAGGCCAUGCUGCACUUCAUCUACACCGGCGAGCUGCCACCUAUGGAACACUUAGCCCUUGCCACCAGUACUGGCACCAAGGAUAUAUCCUUUGCUAUGAAAGAAAUAACCCUUGCUAGUAAUAUAAUGACUGCGGCAUGCAGGUUCAGUCUUGACAAGAUGAAGGCCAAGUGCGUGACCUUGCUAGCGGGGUCCAUCAAGAAAGAGAACGCAGAGAGCAUGCUCACACUGGCACGUCAGCACAGCUGCUCAAAGCUAGAGGAUUACUGCGCCCAGUUUCUCUUAUCGUGA
Lolium rigidum is the source of this 2166-nucleotide messenger RNA. RefSeq lists its product as uncharacterized. Gene Ontology annotation, biological process: protein ubiquitination. Bases 1 to 2166 code for a protein of 721 amino acids. The record is from RefSeq and is a predicted model, not a curated record. The transcript has 2 exons. NCBI's taxonomy places the organism in Eukaryota, Viridiplantae, Streptophyta, Magnoliopsida, Poales, Poaceae. Gene Ontology annotation, molecular function: protein binding.